This is a messenger RNA of Diabrotica virgifera virgifera (western corn rootworm), 2639 nucleotides long. Its product is annotated as apoptotic chromatin condensation inducer in the nucleus. The transcript has 8 exons. NCBI's taxonomy places the organism in Eukaryota, Metazoa, Arthropoda, Insecta, Coleoptera, Chrysomelidae. Bases 148 to 2211 code for a protein of 687 amino acids. The record is from RefSeq and is a predicted model, not a curated record. Gene Ontology annotation, molecular function: RNA binding.
GCUUAAAUUAAAAUGUCAGUUAAAUUUGUCAAAUGUCACGACAUUAUGGAGGAUAACCAAGUUUGUAGUAGGUUGAACUAAUAAUAUCGCGUUUCUCGUUUCUAUAAAAUAAGGAUAAUUGAAGCUAGGCCCAAAGUUGUCACAAUUAUGAGGAGAAAAGCAAGAAAUGCUUGGAAAAAGAAGACAGAGGUUAACAAUCAAGUAGAAGUUACUACUCAUGAAGUAACAAAUAAAAAUGAACAUGACAAAGUAGAAAAAAAUAAUGAGGAUGAUAAAAUAGCAGGUAAUAUUGAUAAUAGUAACGUAGCUGAUCCAAUUAGUUAUACAGAAGUAUCUGGUGAGGAUAAAAACGAAAAUAAUGACAGGGAAGAUGAGGAGCAAGAUCAAGAGAGCACACAAGGUAAGUCAACAGGUUUAAAUCCUGAUCAAACUUCGAAUAAUAUUGAUAAUCAAUCUGAAAUUGAAAAUGACAAUGUACAGGGGUCUACCCCAUCACCUAAAGCUAAUGACGAAAGUGUACAAAAUGAGAAUGUUACAAACGAAGAUGAUGCUGUAGCUACAAAUGAGGCUGAUACCGCUUCUGAGUCUGCACCUGCAAUAGAAAAUGAACAAACAGAACAUGAUCAACAAGAAGAAGCUUUUGAAAGCAGUUAUGUUAGCCACCAUCAAGAAAAUUCUGAUAGUAGUAAUCAUAAAGACACUAAAGAUAAUGAACGUUCACAUACUCCUGAGCUCAAAGCGAGAAGUGAAAGUGUAUAUGAUAAAAAGCGUAUUGUAUUGAAAAGAUCACCUAUUCACAGAUCCCCUUCGCCAUUAGAAGACGGUGAGAUAAAAGAACCUCAGGAUAAACCAAAAAAAAUUACCCUGAAGAGAUCCAGCAACAGUAAUUCCGAUUUUAUUAAUAAGAUUAUUAUUAACAGAAGACCGUCAGGUGGAACUGAUAAGUCCAAGAAAAGUGGACAUAAUACAGAGGGAAGGACGCAUAUAGUAAUAGCUCGACCAAUACAACCAUCGAAACCAAUAAAGCUAAACAGAAAUGCUUUGUUAUCGGGAGAGGAAGAUCUUCCAGUCCCUCCCACAUCUCCGCAUCCGCAUAGGUCGUGGGGCAAAAGCGACUGGCUGGAAAAUCUUUCUGCUACAUCAUACAAAAUAGAUGUGGAUACCAUCAAAAUUGUUUGCCCGUCUGUACAGUUUUUGGAUGAGUCUGAAGUAAAACUUGAAGAUGUUUGUAAAGAAGCAAUCAGAGCUGAAGUCGACGUAAAGAAGAGGAUCGUGAAAAAAGAAGAAGAAAAGAGUGACGAAGAAUCUGAAAAGGAAAAAUCUGAAGAGGAAGAUUCUGCGGAGGAACAAAAGAAAUCAGAAAUUACCACCAAUCCCAAUAUAAUUGCUGUGAACAGAAAGAUUAGCAUUGUAGACGACACUGCUGCAAAAUUGCGUCCACCACCUAGCCCCGCUAAAAAUCCGCCUUCCAAUAUACUAUAUAUCACCAAUUUAGUCAGGCCGUUCACUGCAAAACAACUACGGGAAUUGUUGGAGAGGACUGGAAAGAUAAAGGAAGGCAGUUUUUGGACAGACAGGAUCAAGUCAAAAUGUUACGUUCAAUAUGAAAGUCUUGAGGAAGCUGAAACUACUAGGAAUGCUCUUCAUGGAGUGCAUUGGCCUAUCGGCAACGGAAAACAGCUCAGUAUUGAUUAUGGUACUGAGGAAGAAAUGGAAAAAGCGAAGAAUCCUAUACCAACACCGAUAGUGCUUCCUGUAAAAUCACCUGAGAAGGAAAAUAGGGAACCUGAAUUAGACAUUAGACGAAGAGAUCGUGAAAGGGAUAGGGAUCAAGAAAAGGAGGAAAGGAGAAAGGAUCAUUCAGAGAGGGAAUGGAUUAAGAAGGAAGAACCACGUAGACAGCGUUCAAGAAGUAGAAGUAGAGAAAGGGUUAGGAAACAUAGUCGGAGAUCGUACACUCCAGAAAUUGACAACAGAAAGAAGCACAAGAAACCGGAAGAACCGGUACCACAAAAAUUAAUGGAUGACCUAUUUUUGAAAACUAAGACUACACCGAGCAUAUACUGGCAACCCCUUUCUCCACAAGAGAUUGCAACUAAGCAACAGCAGAGACUGGUGCGUAUGGAGGAGCACAAGCGAAGAAUCGAGGAAAACCGAGGGCGUUUCCGAGAUAGAGAAAGAGACAGACGUGGCACCUUCAGACGGCGCUGACGUUUGCCUUACUUUUUUAGAUAUUUCAGGAAUUGAUUUACGAUUUUUUGGUGUGAAAGAUAAAACCGUAUGCAUGUUGUAUUUAAUUCCUUUCCUAGAUUUAGAAAUGAUUUUUAAACGAUUUUUCCUCGUCCUUGUGAGAAUGUGGUAUGUAUGAUUUCAGUAAUACUGAUUGUUAUAGGGCUCCAGAUUGUCUCCGACGUGACGAAAGGACCCCCGUUGGAAAGUUCUUCAACGAAGGAGUCUUUUUUGUUACAGUUUUGAAGAAGAUGCUUAAAAUGUUUUAUUUCAUUCAAGAGGUUUACUUUUUCUGAUAUACCAACAGUAUAACCAACAACAACUUAGUUCAACACUUGUGAGAUGUACAUGUUUAAUGUACUUUUAUAUAGGAAAAAAAAAAGAAUUAUUAAAAUUAAAUUUUAGAAAGA